Centruroides sculpturatus (bark scorpion) is the source of this 1218-nucleotide messenger RNA. Its product is annotated as serine/threonine-protein kinase PLK3-like. Gene Ontology annotation, molecular function: protein binding. NCBI's taxonomy places the organism in Eukaryota, Metazoa, Arthropoda, Arachnida, Scorpiones, Buthidae. Bases 595 to 942 code for a protein of 115 amino acids. The record is from RefSeq and is a predicted model, not a curated record. The transcript is spliced from 4 exons.
CUUAGCUAUAGGUAUCAAUCCAGUUAAUGUUGAAGAGGUUAAUUUGCACUAUAUAAGACAUUUUAAAAAAAAUUUUAUUUUUGUAAUCAUUAAUGUAAACUGUAAUGUGUGACAUUAUUUAUAGCCUAGAUUUCAGGUUGGAAUAAUCAAAUAACUUCAGAAUACAGCAUAUAUAUAAAGUUAAUUCUUUUGAAAGUUAAAUUCAUAACAAAAUGUAGAAAUGAAGUUUUAUAUUAAAUAAAUAUAAAAUUUGUAAUUUUAAAAUUGUAGUUUAUUUUAAUUUAAUUUAAUAUUAAGUAUUAUGUACAAAUUUUCGUUUCAGAUGAAUUAACCAAUCCAACACCAAUUGAUGACCAUUUGGUUGUAUUUGUGACAAAAUGGAUUGAUUAUUCUAAUAAAUAUGGGUUUGGUUUUCAGUUGUCAGAUUACAGUAUUGGUGUACUUUUUAAUGACACUAGUAAAAUCAGUUUGUCAUCAGAUCGUACGCAUAUUGAAUAUCAUGACUUAAAUGGAAAACUUAGUAUUUUUACUAUUACUAAUAUACCUUCAAGCUUGCUUGAAAAAUAUACUUUAUUAAAAUAUUUUGCUCAGUAUAUGGAUGAAAAUCUUACUGAGGGUGGAGAACCUCACAUGAUUGAAUAUUCUCCACAAAAAGGUAAAAGUCACAUUCCUCACAUGAAACGAUGGGUGCGGACAUCUCAUGCCAUUCUUAUGCAGCUAAGUACCGGUACAGUGCAGAUAAACUUUUUUAAAGAUCAUACCAAAAUAGUGAUUAGUAUUGAUCAAAGGAAAGGAAUUGUAACAUAUAUAAGCGAAGAACGUUUAUCUACUAGCUAUCUGUUAUCCGACAUUGCACAGCAAGGGUGUGAACCUUGUAUAAGAACAAGACUUCAGUACGCACUGUCUGUUCUUCAGCAAUUUGCUGAAACAAAAGAUUUUUAAUCAUUAUCACUUUUAUUUAUAAAGAGAAAAAAAAUGGUGUCCUUGUAUUGUGAUAUAUACAUAUAUUUUUGAGAUGUUUUAUGUAAUGCAAGCUGUAUAGGAAAUAUUUUGUGCAAAUGCUAUUUUUGUCUUUCAGAUGUUUAUUUUUGAGACAAUAUUUUGUUUCAUUCAUUCCAGUAAGUGUGCCAUUUUUUUUGUUUUUUUUUAAUUACUGUAGUAUGAUAUUAACUCUCAAAAAUCUUAAAUUUUAAAAAAUUCAUACAUUAAUGUAAAAUG